CCACUUCCGGUGGGGCAGAGAGCUGGAAAAUAGCAACGGCUGAUCAGCAGCAGCACAGCUGGGGAAGGAGGAGGUCAGGCUGGAGCUAACGCGAGUCGCUGUGCACGGGAAUGGGCGACGUUUGACUGCAAAGAAGGUUCUCUACAAACUAGGAGAGACGUCAAUGAGUCAUGGAGGACUGCGGCAGCCUCAUAGAGUUUGAUGUACCCGAGUUCAGCAACACCGUCCUUAACCAGCUCAAUGAGCUCCGUCUCCAGGGCAAGCUGUGUGACAUCAUCGUCCACAUUCAGGGCCAGCCGUUCCGUGCCCACAAGGCCGUUUUGGCCGCCAGUUCACCGUACUUCCGCGAUCAUUCUGCGCUGGGCACGAUGAGUGGCCUCUCCAUAUCGGUAAUCAAGAGCCCUGAAGUGUUCGAACAGCUGCUGGCCUUCUGCUACACCGGCCAUAUGGCGUUGCGCCUGCGCGACGUCAUCAGUUUCCUCACGGCUGCCAGCUUCCUCCAGAUGCAGGCUGUGAUAGAUAAAUGCACACAGAUUCUCGAGGGUAUUCACUCUAAGAUCAGCAUCCCAUCGCCUGGAGAAACCGAUCCGGACAGCGAUUGCGCCACCUCAAGGGCUGUAUGCAAUGGUAUAAAAGACAGAGGUAUUUUUGUAAACCCAACGCAGAUUUCGCCACCCUACUAUUCACGCCAGAAUCAUUCAAGUAAGGGGGUGUUGCAGCAAGUGGAGGAAGGACAGUCAGACCGGGCGAGCAGUGAUGGCGUUUCUGAGCAGGAGGCGUCCAUGGAGGUUGAAUCAGAACAGGUGGAACUCAUAGGAAAGGAUGGGCAAGUGACUGACAUCCAUAUCAAGGUAGAGAAAGGGGAACGGCCCAGUUACUCGGACAGCUCGUCGGCAGGUGAUGAUGGCUACCACACCGAGCUAGUGGAUGGCGAGCAGGUGCUAGCUGUUAGCGUUGGAUCUUACGGGCCCAUACAUCCCUCUGCCGGAUAUACCUACUCUGCACUGCCUUCACCAUGUUUUGUCAGCCUGAGUUCCUCCAGUCCCUCUCGCUCCUUGCUCAGCAGCGUCCGUGGUGGUCGCGCCCGGCCAAAACGUCCCGUGCCUCUUCCAGCUGAUUUGCUAUCGCAACUCAAGCCUGGGGCCGAAGAAAGCGAUGGAGCUGCAGCGGACACCGGAUUUGAGAACGAUGUACGGGAGCGAAGUAUUCGUGGCCAGUGGUACCCCUACAACGAACGCCUCAUUUGCAUUUACUGCGGCAAGUCCUUCAACCAGAAAGGCAGUCUGGACCGCCACAUGCGUCUGCACAUGGGCAUAACACCCUUCGUCUGCAAGUUCUGCGGCAAGAAGUACACUCGCAAAGAUCAGCUAGAAUACCACAUCCGCGGCCACACGGACAACAAGCCCUUCAACUGCCAGAUCUGUGGCAAAUGUUUCCCUUUCCAAGGCACACUCAACCAGCACUUGCGCAAGAAGCACAUGAUCUCCGGCACAGAAGUCAACAAUCACACGGACUUGCUGGCAGAGGCACCUGAUGGCCAGAGGGGGGAGCAAGAGGACGCCUCAGAGGGCGAAGUAGCCUACCGAGCAGCAUACGUUGAUGAUGAUGCGUCGACUAAAAACGCAAGUGAAGAAAGUGGCAAGUGUAGUCCAGAAGAAGCCCCUGCGUCCAAAUGUGAUUAUUGAGAAAUACGCCUCAUUUAUUUGGGUGUUUGGCAUAAAUCUUUUCAAGAUUAAGCUCAUCUGUUUUUAAAGAAUGACAAGAAAUAGUGAACCUGCCUUGCGGAUUUUCUACUCGUCCAUUUUUGUGGAAGUUCUUCACAGGACUAAGAUCAAGAGAAUGUUUUUAAGGAGUUUUUCAAAGGGAAGGAGUCCUAUAAUCGGGGAAACAAAUAACAGGGGAGACGAUCUGUGUAUUCAAGGCCUCCUGAGAGUUUUAUCACAUUUUUAUAUAUCUCUCUAUAUAUAUAUAUAUUUCCAUGUUUUUCAACAUAUUUACAGAGUAAUAUAGGCAUGUUGCAAUAACGAAUAAUGUGAAAGCUCAGAUGAGACACUUGUCAUAUCACGCUUUUACCUGACCUAUUUUUGCACAUGUGGCCCGUUGUAGGUCACUCACUCACAAGGAAUGAUUUUUCUGCCAGUGCAAGGCUAAUUGUGACACAUCCGUUCAAUACCUCAUAAUACAACCUCAUUAUACAACCUCAACAUACUCAUACUGGACAGUAUUUUUUAGCUUCUUGUCAACUCCAGCCAGGUUUUACCUCAUAGCAAAGAACCUAAAAGGAGCGGAAGAAGCUUAUCUCGAUAGACACUCUUGUUUUGUUCUCACCGGGUUUGAAUGGAUGCGGUGGUGAAAACCUUGAACAAAACAUCUUCAGUUAUAUAUAUUCCUUAGUGAUUGUACAUGAAUUCUGAAUUGUUCUAGUUCAGUUUUCUUUAGCAGCCAUUUUAUCUAUGUCUGGGUGAAAGUGCUACUACAAGGUGUACCUGUGGUGUGUAUUACAGGAUCAAGGAUCCAGUACAAAAUACUUUUAAAUAAUGCGAUAUUGUGAUUACAGAAUCACAAUCUGUAUCCAUAUAGUGCUAUCCAAUUCAGUAUCGGUGUAGCGUUAACGUUCAAAGCAUAGUUACAAAUAAGUGCUAAAGUUGCAGCCCAAGACGUGUUAAUGUCAACUUUUUGGCCUUCAUGUGUUUGCUAUCAGUUUGGUGCCAUUUCAUUUAUCUUUUCAAGUCAUUUGCAGUUAGUUUUUUCCUGGCGCUUAUGUGGAGGGUGUGCCUUCAAAAGAUGAAACCUUCAAAAUUAUAUAUAAAUAUAUGUUUAGGUGCAGGAGUCAUGCACAUUGUGGAAAUUGCCUUGGGGCCAUACCACCUUAGAAAGAUGGGGGGGGGGUAUUAUUGCAUUGGUUUCCUUACUCGGUCAGUUGUUAAACUACUUUUAAUGUAUUUAGCGGCCUUUAAAGUGCUUUAAGUAUUGUAUAGGCUUUGCUUAAAUUGGACAGCGAUUAUAAGAAGCUCUCCCCUGCUUUUCGCACUUAAUGCAUCUGUACCAACCAAAAGGUUCAGUGUUUCAAGAUAGAAAUUAAUAAUUUAUUAAGAUUGACUUCCUGCAGUUAUGAAUGAUAAAUGGUAUGGAGGUAUAUUAUAUAUGUAAGAGAUACACCCAAUUUGGUUUCCAUACUACAAUAGAACAAUAACUACAUUAAACAGCUAUUUUACACAUUUGGUAUUGUGAAAUGAAAACCCUAGAUGCCGGUUAUCUGUUUCUUUCAGUUUUUGUUAUGGUGUUAGUAGUGCAAAAAACAUACCUCACUUUUUUCUGUUGAAUUGUGGUUAGUUAAGACUAGUUCAUUAAAGGAAUUGUCACAUCCCAAUAUUAAAUAGAUGGGAUUAUGACAUAUCGCCACACUGUCUUGGAUCUUUCUAAUAGAUCAUUCAGGUUAUCUCAAAGAGAAUUGGUAUUUCCUUGUGAGCAAUAUACUUGGUUCAUAUUUUAUAGUGCUCAUUUCUCAUUUGCCUCCCAGUCUGAAGUAUAUAUUUAAAUAAUAGAUUUUGAUGCUAAGACAGAUUUAAACAUGCCCGGUUGUCAGAUUCAAGUGCUUUCAAGUUCUCCCGACAUAGUAUUUAGAAAUAGUUUAUACCUGAACACACCCUUCAUACAUUCAGUUAGCAUAAGUAGGAUUGCCCUUUGUAUAAAGACUGCGGUUUUAUCCCAUAAAGACACCUCCUUCAUUCUGUGAAAUGCAGCCAGCGUCACACCUUUUUUUCUUAAAGUGAAGUAGAGAAUUUAAAUAUGACUUCCAUUAUGGUGCUCAUUCUUGUUUGUGUAGUAUAAUGUUUACUCAUUUCACAUUUGUUUUAAACUACAUGCACAUCACUGUUUCAGUUAAAAAACAACAACAACCUUAAAUAGUAUGAGGCCUUGUAUGGGGCCAAUGAGUACCUUAUAUCAUAUAGAAGAUCUUAGUAGGCCCCGGGAUGUUUUUAAGUCCCCCAUAGGAAUAGUUCACUCAAAAUGAAAUGCUUGGUAUUAUUUACUCAUCCUCAUAUCGUACCAAACUGGUGGAACACAAAAGAGGGAUAAUAUGGGCCUGAGUCACCAUUUACUUACAUUGCUUUUAUGCAGAAAAGAUGCAUAACUAGCAUAAUUUAAAACGCUGCAUAUGCAUGCUGUUUUAGAAACAAUGGCAUGUGCAUCAUUUUAAAAGAGUUGAAGUUAAAACUGAUUUUUUUAUUCUUGAGUGAAUAUCUUUAUGAUUUAACUGAUAAAAGCAGAAGGAAAUGACACGCAUACCCACUUCUCUCACUGUUUCUUCAAAUUCAUGAUUUCUAGUAAAUGAUAUCCGUGCCAUUAAAAUCCACUUGCGUGCUUGCAUUACUGGCAGGGGUGCACGAAUCAUCUUUAAUGGUUUAAUAUAUUUAGCUUUUAACAAAUGAUGCACAGCAGUUUCGAACAAUGAGCCAAAUUUGGUAACUGUGUGAUUCCAGUUAACAAAAGCCAAAAUGCUAAAUGCAGAAAAUAUUAGAUGUGUUGUCCUCAUACUACUGACAGAUCAUGAAACCAUGAAUGUGUUUAGAUUUGCUCUGUUUCUCUAUCAUAUCUAACCAGGCCUUUCAUCUUGCGUAUUGCGCACACGACUUUGGCCUCUAACCAAAGAGCAAACCAAAAAUUGUGACGGGUUUGUGAAGUAGUACGCUGCACAGCCGACUAGAGAGAGAGAGAGAGAGACCAAAACCAAGUCCAACAAAUCUCUUUCAGAAACGUGAAUGGUUCUUUGUCAUAUCCCCAUCACAUGUUUGCUCUGAAACCUGUCACACACAAGGACGAAAUGUAUUUGUUGUCAUUUGAUAGACAUAUCCUGGUCUAUAUUGUUAAAAUUGUGUUUCAAAGAGAAGUGUAAAGUCUAGCUUUUGAUAAACAGGCUUCGGAUGUUGUUUUGUGGUGUAGAGAGGAGGGCAAGAACGCGUUGAGAAGUCAGAUGUGUUUUGUCAAGAAUGUUUGAAAUAUGAUUUAACCCGUGCCUUGCCGUGAAACAAAGGCUAUGUGAUAGGGAUGCAUAACGAUUAAUCGCGAUUAAUCUAUAGCAGAAUAAAAGUUUUUGUUUAUAUCAUAUAUGUGUGUGUGAACUGUGUAUAAUAAUUAUGUAUAUAUAAAUAUGCACACAUGCAUGUAUAAAAAAAGUUAGAUUUUUUUUUGACUGAUGCGACAUAUAGUCUGGAUAAUACGGUGUAUAUAUAAUAUAAUUUUUUUUUUAAAUAUAUACAUGCAUGUGUGUGCAUUUAUCUAUACAAAGUUAUUAUACACAGUUCACACACACACAUGAUGUAAACAAAACUUUUAUUCUGCUAUAUUAUAGAUUAAUCACAAUUAAUCGUUAUGCAUCCCUACUAUGUGACACACAUAGACUGUCAGGAAAAAAAUGGCCCCUAGCUGUCACUGUGGUGGUACCCUUUUUUAAAAAGUACACGUUUGUACCUAAAGAGUUUAUUAUGGUACAUAUUGGUACCAAAUGUAUACAUAUCUGUACCAAAAUGGUACAUAUUAGUACCUUUUUUAAGGUUGCUGCCCCAGUGACAGCUACAGUAGGUACUAUUUUUCUUUCGGUGUACCUUACAGGUUAUGGGAAUGAGAUUAAGAAAUUCUGCAAAAACAGGGAAAUUUGUUUUUAUGUAUGUAUCGGUGUAGUCUGGGCUUUUGAAUAUUGACCUAAUGGUAAUGUUUAUAAAGUAACAUGUCGAUUAAUUAGGUCGUAAGGGUUCUCCUUGUAUAGUUUGGAUUUUGAGUAAGUUUUUUGUUACCUGGGGACAUCCCAUUUGCAGGGGAUUGAUAUGCAUUGAUAUUAUAAAUAAAGCAACAGAGAUUUAGCAUCAGAAGCAUUAUGCAGUUUUGACAGCAGGAUAAUAUACUAAAAUAAAAUGGGACAAUCAGACGGCUUCAAAAUAUAGAAGCUUCCUCUUCGAAAAAAAGUAGUUUUUUGUUGAUUUUUGCCUGGCUAUAGUAGUCUUGGAAUAAUGACACUUUCAGGUUAGCAGAUCUCUAUAUCAUAUAUAUUGUUUGAUGUCUAUGGGGGGUUAGGAAAUUGCAUGCCGGCCCACUUACUGCUAAGGUAGAAUUGCAUGGUGCCCUUCACAUUGUUAUGGAAAUACAGAAGAUCAUUUGUUUUUGUCUUAAAACUUAAAACAGAGAUUUUCUUCAUCUGGCAUGCACUUAAUAAUAACCUUAUAGAGACCUUAAUGAUUAUUACUUUUUUGUUGUUGAUAAAAUUGUAUUCCAUAAGGGAUUGAUUUACCAUGUAAUACUCCCAACUUAUGGGACUCAUAAAGCCUCAAAUAUUUUAUUGCUUGGGAUGUGUUUCCCUGUAAUGGUGCUUUACAACUGGUCAGGUUUUUUAAUAAUUUAAUCAAAAAGAUGUUAAAUUGUGAUAUAGGGGUUAACAUACACUUGUUAAUGAUUUUAUGAAUUGUACUAAUAGCGUCUAGAGAGCGUCUACUAGAGACUCAUGGCUCAUAUUCACUCAUUCUCUUCACAUUAAAACCAGUUCUGUUUGUGCCAUGCACAGUAAUCAAAUAGAAGUGUUUACAGGAUAGGCUGUUGGACUACUUUUUGAUUGUGCAGCUGGUCCUUUUUAACUAUUAAUACUGACUUACUUCAGGUAGUUUAUGAACACUGAUAUAUAUAUAUAUAUAUAUAUAUAUAUAUAUAU
Molecule: messenger RNA, 6700 nt
Organism: Misgurnus anguillicaudatus (oriental weatherfish)
Lineage: Eukaryota; Metazoa; Chordata; Actinopteri; Cypriniformes; Cobitidae
Gene: zbtb34
Product: zinc finger and BTB domain containing 34
Biological process (GO): regulation of transcription by RNA polymerase II
Molecular function (GO): protein binding; DNA-binding transcription factor activity, RNA polymerase II-specific; RNA polymerase II cis-regulatory region sequence-specific DNA binding
Source: RefSeq, a predicted model, not a curated record